Messenger RNA from Brugia malayi, 1836 nucleotides. RefSeq lists its product as uncharacterized. Lineage: Eukaryota; Metazoa; Nematoda; Chromadorea; Rhabditida; Onchocercidae. The transcript has 13 exons. Bases 1 to 1836 code for a protein of 611 amino acids. The record is from RefSeq and is a predicted model, not a curated record. Gene Ontology annotation, biological process: negative regulation of canonical Wnt signaling pathway. Gene Ontology annotation, cellular component: cytoskeleton; plasma membrane.
AUGAUUGGUUUAAAAGGUGAAAUGAGAGGUACAAAACAAAGAAAGCUGAGUGAGUCAUCACAUACUAAUUUGCGUCGCAGUAAAAACUCAUCGAAGUCAUCAGAUAGUAGUUCUUCGUCAGGAAAAAAGCGUGUUACUCUGCAGAACGUUGAACAGGAUGAAGUAUCAACCGAUGUAUCAGAAUUGAAGUCGAUAGGAAAAGCACAAACGCUUGCUCAUUCAUCAGCCGAUUAUACAUUGAGUUUAAAUCAUUUGCUCGAUGUGAAUCUGCGCAAUGGUUCACAGCAAUCAAUACCUCUCAGUUCGAAAUUAGACGACUCUUUAGAUAUUACGAUUUAUUGGGCAGAUGAAAGAGGUCUCAAAUUUUCUCUAAUCGGUGGUAAAUUUGCAACAGCGUCAAGCUUGUUAUUGCUGCUUGCUGACCAUUUGGGUAUCGUUGCUGAUAUUUUCAAGCAAGUAUGCGCUCUCUGGAUGGUAUCAGAUUUAUUAGAAGUGCAGUUGAAGCCACAUCAUAAUCCAUAUGAAAUCCGGAAAAACUGGAUGCAGUUUCUACAACGAUUCACGAAUGCUGAAAGUAAUGAAUUAGUUGCUGACGAGCCGCUUCUUGUAUUGAAGCGAAAUGUGCAACUUCCUGUUGAGCGAGAACGUGAAUUGGAGGAAGAUUAUACUAACGAAAUAUUAACGGAAAUAUUGUAUAGAAGUGCAAAGCAAGAAGUUUUGAAUGGUCGAUACAUAUGUGACAUCGAUUUAAACAUAAAAUUGGCAGCCUUGCAGAUGGCUAUCGAUUUAGAACCAAAUGAAGACGUGGAUAUAAUGAAUGUGUUUGGAGAGGAGAUAGAGACAUUUUUUCCGCUGAAAUAUCGACAUAAUGUAAAAACAUUUCAUUUAUUUGGUAUUCCCAUUAUCGGUUGCAAGGGUUUGGAAACACGUAUCCUUCAAGAAUAUCGAAAUAUAAGAUUGAAUUUUGAGGGCAAACAUAGCUGUCGAAAAGCAUACCUCAAUAUUAUCCGCAAUACACCUUUUUAUGGGCAAGCGGCUGCAUUUUUUCGUGGAUACGUUGAACGACCAUCAGGAAGACCAUUGAAGGAAAUCAAAAGAAUGAUACUUUCGGUGACGUUACCAGAUAUUCCGGUUCUUAUUGGAAUCAGUUGUGGUUAUGUUACAUUGAUCGAUGAAGCAAAACAAGAGGUUCUGCUGGUGCAACGACUUCAUGACUGUGAUUGCCGCUAUGUGGAUGAUCAUUUCGAAGUUGCGAUAUCAGCAGCCGUUUUAACUGAAUGCCCAUGUUUCCUUCUGACCUUUCCGGAUACUUCAUUUCUAAAUGACCAUAAUCUAAAUUCUGAAACUGAAAUGUUAAAAUUUUCGGAACAAAUUAAAGUGCUUCAGGUAUUUAGCAAACAAGCCAUAAUGAUUGAAGCUCUCAUGAAUUCUUUAUCCAAACUAAUGGAACGAAAUACUGAAGAGAACACUGAUAGCGUAAUAUCAAACAUAAAAUAUGAUAAUUGCCGACAGGAUCUCGAGGGAGCAGUAUCGGAUAAUAGCAGUCCAGAUGAUAGAAACGCAUAUGUAACUAACGUUUCAGUGAAUGAACAUAAUAUUCAACAAAGUCACAGCAACAGUAUUGGUAGUCAGUGUUCGAGUUCCCCAAGUUCGUCUCAUCUAGAUGAACAAACAAGAGGAAGUAGUAGUAGCACUAGUCGAAGUUUGACAAAUGUAUAUAACUCACCGAGCCCACUUAUCAGCAAUAUUCAUAAACUUUGCUUGGCUACACUUGAUGCUGAUGGUCACUGUGUGGAUGCACAAGGUUCAUUAAGAGUUUUACUAGAGGUGAUGUAA